Molecule: messenger RNA, 3559 nt
Organism: Myotis myotis
Lineage: Eukaryota; Metazoa; Chordata; Mammalia; Chiroptera; Vespertilionidae
Gene: TUBAL3
Product: tubulin alpha like 3
Exons: 4
Coding region: 100-1581 (493 amino acids)
Biological process (GO): mitotic cell cycle; microtubule cytoskeleton organization
Cellular component (GO): microtubule; cytoplasm
Molecular function (GO): GTP binding; structural constituent of cytoskeleton
Source: RefSeq, a predicted model, not a curated record
UUCUCAGCAUUUGAGAUGCCUGUGUGAGUGACAAGCUUUGACUCAUGAUCCCCACGGCGACUCCACAGGGUAGGGAUGGAUCAUCACUAGCCUCACUUUAUGGAUGAAGCAGCGGGGGCCGCGCACUCACUAACUGGGUCAAAGCCUCAGAGCAGGCGGCGGCAGAACCAGGAUGCAAAUCCAGGGAGCCUGGCUCUGGAAUUAUCACAUGGCCCUGGGAGUGUCAGAAGUCCCCGCGCUCAGAGGGAGUGCCUGUCCAUUCACGUGGGCCAAGCUGGCAUCCAGAUUGGGGAUGCUUGCUGGGAACUGUAUUGCCUGGAACACGGAAUCCAUCCAGAUGGUUUUAUUCUUGACAAUAGAAAGGAUCAGUUGGAAAUUGCUAAAACAGAGCAUAUGGAUACCUCUUUCAAUACCUUCUUUUGCGAGACAAGAGCUGGGAAGCAUGUGCCCAGAGCACUCUUCAUUGACCUAGAGCCAACUGUUAUAGAUGGGAUUCGAACAGGCAAGCACCGCUCUCUCUUUCACCCAGAGCAGCUUGUUAGCGGGAAGGAGGAUGCUGCAAACAACUAUGCCCGAGGACACUACUCUCUGGGGCCAGAGAUCAUCAACCUUGUGCUAGAGAGAAUCCGAAAGCUGGCAAAACAGUGCAGUGGACUACAGGGAUUUUUGAUUUUCCGAAGCCUUGGAGGAGGCACUGGAUCAGGAUUUACAUCUCUCUUAAUGGAGCAUCUCUCGAUACAAUAUGGCAGGAAGACUAAAUUGGAGUUCUCUGUCUAUCCAGCCCCCAGGAUCUCCACUGCUGUAGUAGAACCUUACAACUCCAUCCUUACCACCCAUUUCACAUUAGAGCACUCGGACUGUACCUUCAUGGUGGACAAUGAGGCCCUCUAUGACAUAUGCCAUCAUAAACUUGGUGUUGAACGCCCCUCUUACACCAUCAUUAAUAGGCUGAUAGGUCAGGCAGUAUCUUCCAUUACUGCUUCCCUCAGGUUUGAAGGGCCCUUGAAUGUGGACCUAAAUGAAUUCCAGACCAACCUAGUACCUUAUCCGAGAAUUCAUUUCCCUAUGACAGCCUUUGCCCCCAUCAUUUCUGCUGACAAUGCCUACCACAAGGACUUCUCUGUGGCAGAUAUCACCACUGCUUGCUUUGAGGUCUCCAACCAGCUGGUUAAGUGUGAUCCUCGACUGGGGAAGUACAUGGCCUGCUGCCUACUCUAUAGAGGGGAUGUGGUCCCUAAGGAUGUCAACGCAGCAAUUGCAGCCAUGAAGUCAAGGAACUCUGUUCAGUUUGUAGAUUGGUGUCCAACUGGUUUCAAGGUGGGCAUCAACAGUCAACCACCCAUGACGAUGCCCGGGGGGGAAAUGGCCAAGGUCCAGCAGGCUGUCUGCAUGCUGAGCAACACCACAGCAGUUGUAGAGGCCUGGGCCCGCUUGAAUCACAAGUUUGAUCUCAUGUAUGCCAAGAAGGCAUUUCUACAUUGGUACAUCAGAGAAGGCAUGGAAGAAGAGGAGUUUUCAGAGGCCAGGAAAGACCUGGCAUGUCUGGAGAAGGAUUAUGAGGAGGUGGGGCAAAGUUUCUGAGGUAUAUGUGAUGGUGAAAAUAAUGUUAAAUGCCAUGCUUACUUUAUAAGACAUUUUACAGUUGGUGGGUAGAGUUGCUUUGAUUAGAAGAAGAAAGAAAUCGAAUGAAGCAAGAACAUAAGUUCCACACUAAAUUAAAUCAGCCAAUAUUAACAAUGAGAACAUCUUUUCUUGUCUGUUAGCAUAAUUCAGCACUGCUACCUGUGGACCUUCUAAGCUUUGGAGUCCUUUCUGGGUCGUGUCAUUUGUGUGUUUGUAUGUGUGUUUUGUCAGAGUGGAAGCCUGGCUAUAUAUUUUUUGCUUUUUAACCAUGACACUAUGAAGCACCAAAGUUAAUGCUUUCCCUAUCCUAUACCUGAGGUGAAAAACAGAAAAAUAUUGAUUAUUAAUGUUAUCCAUGUCUAUAUUUUGUACUUUGAUUAAAUUAUGAACAUUUUCAGUAUAAUUCUUUUUCUUCCAAAUGUGGCCUUAAAGUCUCAGUUUGCUUUUUAUACAAACAAACAAACAGGAAUAUUCUUGGGUCUUUCAUAAAUUUGAAUCUGUGUGUCCUGUUGGUCAGAGGGUGAAAGUGAUCUCUUUUCCAUUUUCCUUCCUUGAGGAGGUAUUCUCAAAGUGUGGCUGCAGAACCCUGCACAGAACCAUUCCACAAGUUUAGAAAAAAAAGGCAAAUUCUUGACCAGCACUGCAGACUUGCUAAAUGAGAAGCCCUGGGGAUUGGAGGGGAUGUGACUUGAGGAUUUGAAGUUUAAAAAAAAAAAGACUUAAUAGAAUUAAUUUUUGGUAUUUUAAACAGUGUUACUGUUUAGUAGUAACCCAUUUUCAAAUGAGUAUUAAUUUAAAAUGGACAAAAUAGCUAUAAAUGCAUUAAAAUCACUAGCUGGAUUUUUAGAAGCCAUGUUGUAUAGCCUAAUAGUUAGAAUUAAGGUGAACUAGAUACUGCAAAGAUUUUCCCUCAGUCUUAGUCUUCGUCCUGUCUUGGCAUAACCAUACUUCCACCUGGCAUCAUUUUCCUUCUGACAAAAUAACUCUGUUUACUCUUUAAAUGUGUAUCUAGGGUUGAGAGGGUAUAUUUGCCCUUUCUUCCUCAGAGAGUGAGAUCACCUGAGCUAAUGAUUGAAAUAACUCUGAGGAGUAUAAGCACUAAUUAAAUGUGAUCUUGAGGCAGGGUCUGUCUUAUUCAUCUGAGUCUCUACAGUGACAGGUAUAGAGUCAGUACUCAAUAAUUAUUAGAUUGAAAAACACCAGGAGAUCACCUUAUAUCCUACUUCAUAUAAAUCACAUCUAUUUGACUUUAACUUUUUAUGUUCCUCUUUGAUCUCCCCUUAAAAAUUACUUUGAAUCUUCACAUAUCCUCUUAUCCCAGAGGAAAGACUUCUUCUUUCCAAGGUCACUUAUGAUUUGUGUACCUUCUCCCCUUGACUGCUCUAGGAGACCUUGUUUCUUCAACCCCCUGCAUAGUCUGUCUCUCUCCAUUGACUUUUUUUCUUCUUUCUACUUGUAUGUCGAGGUCUCCUCAUUCCAACAUUCAACACUCUUUUCUGGAUUCUAUUACUUUUAAAAUUUACUGUCACAUGUUUGCACUCUAUCAAACUUUUCAAAGAAAUAUACAUUUGAUGCGUAUACCUCAUCUUCUGCUCACUCCUUAGCCUUUGUGAUUUAGUGAACUCCCAUUAUUCUACUGAAACUAUUGUUUUGAAGAUCAUUGAUCAUACUAGAUUUAUCAAAACAAUGACUUUAUCAGUUUCAGAUUUCUUGAGUUUAAGCAUUUGGUAAUUUUUGUUCCUUGAAACUUUUCCUUUGCCUCCUGUAGCACUACUUGGUUCUCCUCCUCAGAUUCCUUUUUUCCAUUGUCUGUCCCUAAUGGAGAUACCCUUGGUCCUUUUCCCUGGUCUUUAUUUUAUUCACAAUCAUAUCAAGUCUAUAUGGAUGACUGAGAAACUCUAUGUUUCCAUUCUCUCUUGAGUUUUUUUGUUUUGUU